This is a messenger RNA of Talaromyces proteolyticus, 1386 nucleotides long. Its product is annotated as kinase-like domain-containing protein. Gene Ontology annotation, biological process: peptidyl-serine phosphorylation. NCBI's taxonomy places the organism in Eukaryota, Fungi, Ascomycota, Eurotiomycetes, Eurotiales, Trichocomaceae. Gene Ontology annotation, cellular component: nucleus; cAMP-dependent protein kinase complex. The transcript has 4 exons. Bases 1 to 1386 code for a protein of 461 amino acids. Gene Ontology annotation, molecular function: cAMP-dependent protein kinase activity; ATP binding. The record is from RefSeq and is a predicted model, not a curated record.
AUGCCGACAUUAGGAGGAUUGCUGAAAAAGAAAAAGACACACUCGACCGGCUCGAGGGACCUGCCCUCGUCAUCCGCCGAUAACCACAAUCACAAUAAUAACAACAACAAGAAUAAACAAACCUCUGACGCCGACCAGCUCCCGGGCCCGUCCGGCAAGGAUUCCAGCGACAAAACCGAGUCUUCCAACAAGGGCACGCCGUCCGAUACCCCAAUGACCUCCACCGCCCAUCACUCCCCGCCGCCCCCAAACAACUCAACCCAGCAGUACACCCAGGGCAUAGGCAGCAUAAACAGCAUCAUCAACCCGCCGCAGCCGAAUCAACAGCAGCAACAACAACAUGGCGCCGAUUCCGCCGCCAUGCAGGCGCUCUCGCAACAGGCGAACCAGUUCCAGAUCGCAAAGUCACAGCCGCGCCAGACAAAGGGGAAAUAUUCACUAGAAGACUUUACGCUACAACGGACGCUGGGCACUGGCAGUUUCGGCCGCGUGCACUUGGUCCAGUCGAGACAUAACCAUCGCUUCUACGCCGUCAAGGUGUUGAAAAAGGCACAGGUGGUGAAGAUGAAGCAGGUCGAACAUACCAAUGACGAGAGGAGGAUGCUGCAGCGCGUCAAACACCCGUUUCUUGUCACGCUAUGGGGAACAUUCCAGGACUCGAAGAAUUUGUACAUGGUUAUGGACUUUGUGGAAGGAGGGGAGCUGUUUAGCCUGCUCCGUAAGUCACAAAGAUUCCCCAACCCCGUCGCCAAAUUCUACGCUGCAGAGGUGACGCUUGCCUUGGAAUAUUUACAUGCUCAACACAUCAUUUACCGGGAUCUCAAACCCGAGAACCUGCUGCUGGACCGGCAUGGGCAUUUGAAAAUUACCGAUUUCGGAUUUGCAAAGGAAGUACCUGAUAUCACAUGGACCCUUUGCGGAACCCCUGAUUAUCUAGCUCCCGAGGUCGUCUCCUCCAAGGGAUAUAACAAGUCGGUGGACUGGUGGUCAUUAGGCAUUCUCAUUUUCGAGAUGCUCUGCGGCUUCACCCCAUUUUGGGACAGCGGUUCCCCAGUCAAAAUAUACGAGAACAUUUUGCGCGGAAAAAUCAAGUUUCCGCCGUACAUGCACCCUGAUGCCGUCGACCUGCUCUCACAACUCAUCACACCGGACUUAACGAAGCGUCUUGGAAAUCUGCACGGAGGUCCCGAGGAUGUCAAGAGUCAUCCCUGGUUUGCCGAGGUCACGUGGGAUCGGCUGUUGAGAAAGGAUAUCGAUGCGCCAUAUGUGCCUCCGGUCAGAGCUGGACAGGGCGAUGCUAGUCAGUUUGACAAGUACCCGGAGGAGAACGAAGCGUAUGGUGCUCAUGGAGAAGACCCAUAUCACAACCUUUUCACCGAGUUUUAA